Molecule: messenger RNA, 2101 nt
Organism: Bombyx mandarina (wild silkworm)
Lineage: Eukaryota; Metazoa; Arthropoda; Insecta; Lepidoptera; Bombycidae
Product: TBC1 domain family member 19
Source: RefSeq, a predicted model, not a curated record
CAUUCACGUCUAUUAUUUUAUUUUUACAAAAUCAACUUAGUUAGUAGUAAAGUUGUUAACUAGUUGUAAUGGACGGGGUUAAAGAAGAAAUAAUUCACCAAACGGCACUAAAAUUAGCGGAAGAAAUAAAAAACUUAUCAAUAUACAAAUCUUUUUAUAACGAUGUACAGAAGCUAGUAGCAUCGCCAAAUGUGAAAAAAGAAGACUUUAAACAAACGCUGCAGCAGGCUAUGAAAGAAAAGGGAUUAGACACGAAAUUAAGGAACACUGUUUUCCAUUGGGUUCGAACGCAAAGUAAACAGAAUAAAUUAGAUCCUUUAACUUCACUAUCAAAAGCGAGCGCACAAUGGGAGAAGAGAAUACACAAAUCAUUAAAUUCCAUGUGUUCAGAUCUCGAAACGUCAUUAGCGAAAAUACGGCCACAAAGCGAACAGGACGAAUUAGCUGAUAAAUGGAAUGAAUUGAGCACAUACAAUUUAGAUUUAACAAAGUACCGGCCAGUUUACGCUCCGAAAGAUUUUUUAGAAGUUUUGUUAACACUAUCCGGAUAUGUUCCAUUCACGAGAGAAGACGAGCCAAAGUGGGAAUUCGCGCAUCUACCCCUUCAGGUGAAGACUUUAGAUCAAAUCAGAAAAUUAUACUUGGAGUGGUCAAGCGGGGAGUCACUUUUAGGCGCUAAUCCGCACAUGGCGAGCGCAGUGCCAGGGUUCGUCACUCUAGAGGCUGAGCGUGUCAGCUUGGGCGAAAGAGUAGCGGCUCUGGGUUACGCACCCGUGGUACAGGAAUAUUUGAAGAAGGGCAGCCCACAGUGUCUAAGGGCCAAAUUGUGGGCUCAAGUUCUAGGCUCGGAGAUCAAGGGACAGCAAAUAACAUAUUUCAAUCAACUAAAGAAAAGUGUUCUGGAAGUUGAUCUGAUGAUAGACAAGUUAAUAUUCAAAGACGUGCAGCUAACUGCCUCGAAUGAUGAUCAAUAUUUUGUGUUCGAAGAUGUAUUAUACCAGGUAAUGUUAUGUUUCUCCCGAGACUGCGACGUGAUGCAGCAGCUCAAGGGCAGCAUCGGUAGUCCUCUCACAGUCACUAUAAAGGGCAAACAGACAUCCACCGACAGCCUCACAGUCUUCCCUCCCAGCGGGGUCAUACCUUUUCAUGGAUUUACUAUGUAUGCAACUCCCUUUUGUUAUUUGUACGACGAUCCCGUGCAACUUUACUACACGUUUCGAGCGUUCUACAUAAGGUACUGGCAUCGACUACAUUACAUAUCGACACAUCCACAGGGUAUAGUAUCGUUAUGCCUUUUGUACGAGAGGCUUUUGGAAGCGAACGAACCUUUGUUAUGGAUACAUUUCAGAAAUAUAAACAUUAACCCAAUCAGAGUUGUAUUCAAGUGGUUAAUGCGGGCAUUCAGUGGGCACCUACCGCCGGAUCAACUGUUACUAUUAUGGGAUGCGAUACUAGGUUACGACUGCCUAGAAAUUCUGCCGUUGCUGGCGCUGGCGAUAUUGAGUUUCAGGAAAGAGAAUAUCUUCCAAGUUAAUACGUUGCAGAAUGUCGACGCUGUUUUAGCCGAUCUAUCGACUAUAUCGGUUAUACCGCUUCUGCAAUUGGCUUUGAUGAGAGCUUAGAAGUCCUGGCGGAUUUUUGCGGGAUUGAAGUUGACUUUUGCUCAGUUUUUUUAGAGAUUAUAUAAAUCAAAUUAUCUUUUUGUAAUGUGACAUGAAUGACACCCUAAUGACAACCUAAAUACGAUAAACAGUUUAGUUGAGUGGGAUCGAUGGACAAAUAUAACCCGGUCUGUAGGUACACAAGCACACUACAAACGUUACUGGAAUCAUAUAUCCGCGAUGUAUUUGUAUCAAAAAGUAAUGACCAUUUGUAAUUGAAUAGACCAAAAAGAAAAGGAAUAAAAAGAAAUAAUUUUUAAUCUACGACACUAGAAGGUCAUCACUAGGUAAACAAAGAUUUUAAAGAGACUUCAACAAAUCUAAAAUGAAAAGGGGACAAGAAAUUUUUGUUAUAUAAAUAUUUAUGAACAUUGUUUUUGUAUAGUGUUUUCUAGACAUUUUUUUUUGUAGAAGUUUGUAAAUUAAUAAAAGGAGUACAA